CGGACCUUGCUUGUUAGGGCCCUUUUUAGCUUCCUUGGUCGAAUUUUCUUGCCAGGGACUGUUGACUUGCGCCUAUCAAGACAAUCUCAGCAAGAGACCAGUAUGCACCAGGAUAGGAAGAGUUGAGAGAGUAAAGAGAGAUUUGAGAGAGUUUGAGUCGCCAUGACCUGUUCUUCGUCCAUGGCUUGCUAAAGUAAUAGCAACGGCAGUAAGAGUCAGGCCGUUCGCUACUUGGCGCCGUUGCGGAGAGGUCGGCUAGAUCAGAGUCAUCAGGAGGGAGGGAGCUGAAGACCAUCUAGCUGGCCCAUCUUUGUUCUUCCAUAGCUGCCGCUGCAACCUGCAACUAUGGCUGACGAAGGUGAAGGUGCAACCCAGCCGCCACCGGCAUCCCCUGCUGAAGAGGGAGAAACUGCAGCAGCAGAGCUCGCAGCACCUGCUCAAGAGACAGAGACAGAGUCUGCCCCUGCUCAAGAGAGUUCAGCCGCACCACAGCAGGAGCUCUCGUCUGAAUCGACUCCAGCGCCACCGGAUGCUGAUGCUGCAGCACCACCAACACCACAAACCCCAUCUUCCUCAGUGGCUUCCUCUACCGCCCCGGUGCCACCCCAAACGCCGCCUUCUGCUGCGGCAUCGGUCGAAACAGCAGCAACAUCGGACCAGCCCAAGUCGUCAAAAUCAUCAGCACCCAAAACCGGCCAGAACAAGCCAGCAGCUCCUGCCAAGCCAAAUCAAGCAUUGCCCAAGAUUCCGAGAGGCGGGGCUGGCAAAAAGUCUACGGAUAGUAUUGCCGAAGAUGGGUCUGUGCAUUCAAUGCCAUCCAUAUACGAUCUCGAAUGGCAGCAUACUGUCAAUGCCACCAAAGCCGAAACGUCCUCCAAGCAAGGCACCAAGGGUUUUGCCACUGCCGAAGGUGAUGCCGUCGAUCUCGGGCCCAUGUUUGCCAAGCGCGCCAAGCAAGACUUGAGACAGGUCGAUCAGAGUGUCAACAUUAUGGAGCACAACAACAACAACAGCCAGUUUGAAAGAGAUAGUCUGGAUAGUGCCAGUCAACGAAGUGGUCGAAGUGCAAAGUCCAGAACGUCCGUGGGCCGCAAGAGCCUUGUGGCUCCCGGUCGACCUCACAAAUUUGCGACCAGACCGUCUCACGUCCAAAUUCGAAGAAGUGACCUGAUUACCGACGAGAGCCUCAUUGGUGUCGUCGAAGGUCGCUCGGGUUUCCAACGAAGCCAACAGAGCAGACACAAGGCGGAUGUGUCCAAUGCUGAUGCAAUUGACCCAUCCAAGAAGAAACAGACGGCUCUUGACAGGACCAGGGGAUUGUUUGUCUUCUUGACAAAGGUGUUUAUUGUUAUAGGCUUUAUCGCCUAUGGUGUGUACCUGAAUCUGCGGUUUAAUGAAUUUGCUGCAGCCGAAAAAGCAGGAGAAGCCACCAAGACAAUGUCACAAUUCGUGGAUGAUGGCCGUAGUGGAGAGAUCAAAGUGGAGGAGAUGUCACCGAACAAUAUUGACGUUAUCACACACAAUGGCGAUCAAGUCGAGGUGCACAUGUCCCAUCAUCCGCCAUCCCCGGCUCCACCAGACCUCAUCUUGGGGGAGCUUGCGAGCAUUGUUCUUCGGCACGAGAUUUCCUUGCCAGAAGCACUCAACUACGAUCAUGAAGAUGCCGGGGGCGGCACAGCCAGCACGAUGAUGAGUCCACAGCGGAGGGCGUUGCUUUGGCUGGCACAAUCGGACGCGCUCGCCAUUGCAGAGGAAUCCAGAGACAUUCGCUUCGUGCGGUUGCUCCAAAGAUACUCGCUGGCCGUAUUCUUUUAUUCCGUGGGUGGACACUACCAUCCAGCGGCGCCACGACAGGUCGAGCAGAUUGUGGAGCACGAAGUGACUCGAAUGGAGAGGGAAGUUUCCAACGAUGACGAGAGGGAGCAGCGGGACUACCAAGGUUGGCAGCGCAAGACCAAGUGGAUGUCCGACUUUAGCAUCUGCGAUUGGUACGGAAUCCGCUGCAACGAUGACGACAUGGUCGUGUCACUGAAUCUUACAAUGAACAGCUUGAAAGGACAGCUGCCAAUGAUGGAACUCUUCCAAGCCCUAAGGGACUCCUUAAAGUCCUUUGACGUCAGUCACAAUCAAAUCAGUGGAAGCUUGGACUUGCCGACAGCCCUUAGCAUGAAGCCAUGGGUUCAACUGGAAUAUUUCUAUGUCAACGACAAUCAAAUAACGGGCAGUCCUCCUUUCCAGUGGUUUGACGAGAAUCCCCUGUUGGGCAUCAACAUGGCGAGGAACUUGUUCAGCGGUGAGCUUCCAAACUCUGGCAUUUCUAAUUUGGAAGCUCUCAAAGAGCUCUAUCUUAGCUACAACCUACUUGUUGGGAGUCUACCUCGAAUCUCAAACCUGCCAAGUCUUGAGAUACUGCAUCUGAACAAUAACUUGUUCGUAGGAAGCAUCCCCACAGAGAUAUUCCUUUUGACUUCUUUGGUGGAUUUGGACGUGGGGACAAAUAGUUUGACUGGGUCAAUCUCCAUUGACCUCGCCCUGAUGCAUAACUUGGAGAUCCUUUCCGUCGAAAACAACGCCAUUGGCGGCCACCUGCCAGAUCGCUUCAACACGUUGUCAAACUUAAAGGCAUUGAACGUCAGCAACAAUCUUUUCAGUGGUAUCCUGCCCCGCUCAUUGUCUAGUGUCACCGAUAUUGAGUCCAUUUCGCUCGAGCAAAACAAGUUCUCGGGCAUCUUUCCAACGAGCUACGCCGCCAUGACAAAGCUAGAGUCUUUCUUGAUCCAGCACAAUGAUCUUUAUGGCAGCAUUCCUACUCAGUUUUGCCAUCUCAAGGCCGGCUUUUUCCAUCUUUUGAAAAGCCUCAGUCGACUAGAAGCCGACUGCGUGCGCGAAAUAACUUGCGAUUGUUGCGACACGUGCUACUGAUACCGAUGGAGCUCUUUAUUCCCUGUGUUUCUUGGAGCCACGCCGACUCCAGGAGCGAGGCAGGAUAAAAUAGACACCAGCACGAGAGAGUGCCCCCCCCCGGAGCUGCCCCUAGUCGAUCUUGUCGUGCGAAGCCAAUGAACGGACUUGGCCAUCGAGGAGCCACAAAGAGCUGCUGAACCUUGGUGCCCUGUAAAGGCAUGCUCCUUUUCGUGAAUGAAUUCUUACAUCGAUUUAGAACUUACUAAACUAGUAUUUUUGAUCUGCCAAUCAGCUGCGGAUCACCUCAGGCCAGUGAAACCACACCCAGAUCCUUUAACCGAUUGCCGUGGAUGGGAGGCAAAGCGAGGGAGGAGG
Messenger RNA from Seminavis robusta, 3279 nucleotides. Lineage: Eukaryota; Bacillariophyta; Bacillariophyceae; Naviculales; Naviculaceae. The record is from the annotation of a GenBank genome assembly.